Molecule: messenger RNA, 2919 nt
Organism: Pseudocercospora fijiensis CIRAD86
Lineage: Eukaryota; Fungi; Ascomycota; Dothideomycetes; Mycosphaerellales; Mycosphaerellaceae
Exons: 17
Coding region: 1-2919 (972 amino acids)
Source: RefSeq, a predicted model, not a curated record
AUGCAGCGACCCGCAAAGGGCUUUGGACAUUUCGAUACUAGAGGCUCCAAGAGAUGGAGAUGUGCUCUGGCAACGGCUAAAGCGGGAAUGGCACAUAUAGGAAGCCUUCGAAAUCUCCGACUACAGCUCCUGGGACCUCACUCGGACUUCACAGCAUCUAUUCUAUCGCCACUCUCAAACGCAGGCAAAAUGUUCACCAAGCUUCUCACAUUGGCAUUCGCUGCCACAUCUCUCGCGACUGCCCUUCCCCAAAGCGGUGAUCCCGUCGACUAUGGUCCCAUCUCCGGACCAUAUUUGCCCAAUGGCACCGGUCCAGGUCAAUGCACCAGCGACUAUCGUCUCCGAGGAGCAAAGCAAAUCAUCUUCGCCUACAAUCUCGUAGAACCGGGAGAACGAUUGCCAUACCUACAUGUAACUAGAAUAACAUACCUACCUAGCAACCCCAACGGCGGUCCCGCAAUCCCCGUCGCCAUAGACCGAACAACAACCUACGACUUCGCUCUGGGCACCCGCCAGCUCUUCUCACGAGUCACCGGUCUGUACACAGACUACAACAACGGCACAACCAUCAUUCACACCAACGUUACUCUCGGUGUGCUGCACAGUGUCGCGAUCCCAGUCACGUUCUAUGCCGACGUCUACUUGUUCUAUGACCUUGCGGACUGCUUGAUGCAGAAAAUCCAAGCUUUUGCAACGAUUCCCACUCAAGUUGGAGGUGUGGAGAUUUCGCCCCCGAUUCUUCCGCAGAUCUUCCGCAGGCGAGUUGGGGGGGGGGGGGGGGGGGGGUUCCUACGAAGAAGAUUCAAUGGGAUUCUUGUGCAACUGAUCUUGGAUUUAUGUUACAUCGAAUGCAGGAUAUGCACAACUACCAGCCGGCCGCUCCGGAGGAUCUUGCCCGUCCCAAUAUGCGCUGUGGAGCUCCCAGAGAACUUCGAAAAUGAUGAUCUCAAAGAUAUGGUCGCGAAGCUCACGAGCACAGCUCUGAUUUCGAGCAACUGGAAACGACACGGCUAUGAACUACAUGCAGGUGUAAGUGUUCUCUUUCCCGAAGACCUACAACUCUUUUGUAUGGAUACUGGCUGCGUUUCUGGCAUAGACAUUUCAAGAACGAACGUUCCCUUGGCCACAGCAUGCUACCUCGAUGAGGCUUUGUCUCACCCUAAGACAUUCGGCUGUCGAGUAACAGCCUCAUACCGUCUCUGUGUUUCUGCGGCUUUGUCUCGUUUCAUGCGUCUUUACUCACUCCUUUCACUUGGCCCUCACCACCUAACACUCGAGGUGAACAGAAAUGCCUUCCACGUCCAGGAAACCAAUACCACAGAUCUCAGAACAUCCCGAAAAUCCAACCAAAAGCAGCAAAUCUUGGACAUCAUGUCUGGUCAAGGUUUCGACAACACUUCCAACUACAACUUCGACCAGGUCGACCCAGACUUGCUCGAGGCCGCGAACGCAUUGGACGAGCAUGGUAUUCCAUGGAACCUAGACUACUGUCUCUUUUGCAACGAGCCACGCCUUGGACCACAUGCCGCCGACUGCCCUCUGCAACAACAACACCCAGCACAGAUCCCAAACCAUGCAUAUAUUGGCGUGCAAUCGUACGGAGACACUCAAGGCAUGAUUGCCACACCUACCCCAGUCCGAACGGGUGAUAUGCCCGCUGAGGAGGUUCGGGAUGCUUACGCUCCUCCCACUCAAAGCGAAGAAAACUUGAUGCAACCGUUAGGACCAGUCAGGUUGAACCCCUACAGCUUUGGUCAGCAGCCGCCGAGUCUGGCAGCUCCCAUGUUUACAUCACCACUGCAGUAUGCUUCAACACCGCAACCACUACCCACCACACCUGUUCCUCCCGAUCAAAUCGCAUACACCGGCUACUUCAAGUCCUUUGCCGAAGCCCAAUCCGCCCUCCAACCCCAGCAAACCGACCCAAUCCUGUCCCUCAACAUCCCAAACGACGACUGGCAACAAAUCAAGACCCCCAACAUCUUCCACACCUACGCCUCCCGUCUCCUCUCCGCAAUCCAACAAAUCCCAACCUCAGCCCCAAAACUCCUCACCUCUGACUUCGCACGCCAAUACUACUUCGACCACCAAUCCAACACCUUAACCAGCAUCCUCAACGCCCUAAAAUCCAACCCCAUUGUCGCCGAAGCUAGGAUCCUCGUGUGUCUUCAAGAAGUACUCGACAUUCAUGAAUUCGGUCUUCCCGCUUCCGUCCUCAAUCGCACGAGUUAUAAACAAGGGUAUAAAAUCGAAGGGGGCAUGCUUUGCUCCGAACGUUUGGAGAGAGUCAUUUACGGAGCCUUGAACGACAAAUACAUCGCCCACGAUAUUCUCUCGGGACUCAAUGUCAAAGACUACGUGAGAAGUCCGAACCGGUUUUUACAGAGGAAGCAGGAGAAUUGUAGGGUUAAUUCUAAGAAGGCGCUGGAUAAGAAGACUUUGGAUCUCAGUAUGGGGAGGCAGGAUGAGAGGAAGGGGAAGGGGAAGGUUGAGAUUAGGAAGAAGAAUAGUGUUGCGACUAAGGGGAGAGGGGAGAGGAGGACUGAGUUGUUGGGGGAGCAGAUUCCACUUCCGGAUUUUGCGACGGUGUUUACGCCGAAUGAGGAUGUUGCGACGCCGGAUACGAUGGUUGCUGCUACCCCGAACUCCAAUGCUGAUAUCGACUUUGCUGGACAGGGCGAUCUGGUCCUAGGCAAGAAAUUGGGGGGUUUGAAAUUCGCUGUACGGCAUGGACAAGGAUUGCAUUGGGACGGGACGGGAGAUCUAGACACGAGUAGAACAUACAUGUCCCUGUCGGCAAACUACAACGAGCCCCGAAGGAAACGAAUAAUGACUGGAAAUCUCACAGUCUCGAAGCUCACUUCAAUGCCGAAGACCAUCAUGAGUCUAACGCUAUGCACGAUCAAUCCAAGCCCUUAA